AGCUUGGUUAAACUUGUAAACACUUUUGUAAAAGAUGGCUGACAACGGAGCCCACCCGACAGAGGAGGACCCGGCAGCAGCUUUCCUGGCCCAACAGGAGUGUGAGAUCGCGGGGAUAGAGAACGACGGUGACGGUUUUGGAGGACUGGAAGACGCCGAAGAGGAGCCGGCGGCUCAGCCUCCGACGGCCCAGCCUCCGACGGCCAACUACGACAUAUUUGGAGAGGAGCCCGCUACAGUGAAUGGAGAUCUGUACCAGGAGUCCAAUGGUCCGACAGACACCUACGCAGCCAUCGCACAGGUGGAUAUUCAGAGACAAGAACCCGAGAGUUUACGUAAAUGGAGGGAAGAGCAGAAGGAACGCCUUGAAGCAUUAGACACGGCGUCAAAGGUGGCGGAGGCCGAGUGGAGAGAGAAAGCCAAGAAGGAGCUGGAGGACUGGCAUGUGCACCAGAGUGAGCAGAUGGAGAAGAACAAGGCCAACAACAGGAUUGCUGACAAGGCUUUCUACAAACAGCCCAACUCUGAUGUUAUAGGCUUUGUAGCGUCAGAAGAAGCCUUCCUGGCGGACACCGACAACGACACCCCGGGGUCAGAAUGGGAGAGAGUAGCCCGCCUGUGUGACUUCAACCCUAAAACCAACAAACAGGCGAAGGACGUUUCUCGAAUGCGUUCAGUUCUCAUCUCCCUCAAACAGGCGCCUCUGGUCCGCUAGAGGGCGCUCCGGUUGUGUUCUAGAACCGUUGCUUUUUUUUUUUUUGGUCGUAACUUCAGCAGACGUUUCACGUUAACUAUUAUAAAUCCCACCAGACGCCUGGUGAAACUGAAAUAUGCCUCGCUCUAAUGUUACACUUUGGCCUGCUUUAUCAGUGCAUCCUCAGCCACCGACGAAUCAAAACAAAAAUACUGUUACAGUAACUUGUACUCACUUCUCUUUUAACUUAUCUACUUUUAUUCAACAACCACUUUUUUUGCAUGUCUCCUGAGUUUAAUCGAUUUCGUCCUGGUCAGUGGCUGGACCGCGCCGUGCUGUGUCGUCAUAGUAAAGCUGUAACCAGCACUUUGUUUGUAAUUGUUCUUAUAAUCAUAAUUAAGAUUAGCAUUUAAGCUUGUGGCCUUUUUAUCCCCCUCUCACUACUGUUUGAUUGUCUCUCACAGGGAAUUUGUCUUAAAAAAAACCUCAAAAUUUCUGCUAUAGUUAAUGAUUUUCAUGUGUUAACGGUCAGUGAAGUUUUUAUGUUUUGUUCGUGUCUUUUCUUUAAUUGCCAAUGGGUAAGGUGUCAACUGAAGUGUCUGCACAUUCUUUCACACGUUGCCUGUUUGGAAAAAUUGAAUCUUGAAAGUGAAUGUUUAAAGAAGAAAAACCAAACCACCGCAGUGCGACCCUUUAAUUUGUCUUUAAAUAUUUCCUGUCUUUUUACUGUCGCCGCUUUAAACACCGUAGACGUGAACACAGUCUAAAUGACAGAGUCUCUUAACACACACACACAGUUAUUUUAAUCACAGGUGUUUGUUCCGUCUUUUGUCUCCUCGCCGAGUCGUUUUGUGUUCUGCCCACGCAAAUGUCUGUGAUUAAGGUAACUGUUCUCACAAAGGGCUGUUUUCCUUCUCCAUUGAUUCACUCUUUGAUUAUUGGUUACAUUAGGAUCUUAGAAUUUAAGGUGGAGUCAGGACCGGGUUUGAUUUCAUCCAAAAUCCUCUCAUUUCAUCCUGCAAACAUUCAGCCUCUGCUUUUCUUUGUUUCAAAUGAAUGUCUAGCAAAAGGUGGGUUUUAAUAAAUUCAUGUCCCAAAAAUA
Cynoglossus semilaevis (tongue sole) is the source of this 1796-nucleotide messenger RNA. RefSeq names its product clathrin, light chain B (gene cltb). The transcript is spliced from 7 exons. Bases 35 to 715 code for a protein of 226 amino acids. Lineage: Eukaryota; Metazoa; Chordata; Actinopteri; Pleuronectiformes; Cynoglossidae. Gene Ontology annotation, molecular function: clathrin heavy chain binding; structural molecule activity. The record is from RefSeq and is a predicted model, not a curated record. Gene Ontology annotation, cellular component: synaptic vesicle membrane; plasma membrane; clathrin coat of coated pit. Gene Ontology annotation, biological process: intracellular protein transport; clathrin-dependent endocytosis.